GCAGAAACCACCACAAGCAAGAUUUGUGUGGACGUGGCCAUCAAGAAGUGGAUGAAGACCGUGGAGAAGCUCGUGGUGUUGGCCUGUGCCGCCUUCGCUGCCUCGUCUUUGUUCCUGUUGUGCUCCCUCUGCUUCCGCUUCUGGGAGGCGGUGGCCGGUGGGGCCCUGGUGGGCGGCGAAAGGUCGCAGGGUUGGGGAGUACAGGAAGUGCUGAAGGGCGAGGAAGACAGAGGAGGUGCCGAUGGCUGCGAUCUUUUCGAUGGAAAGUGGGUGCAGGACGAGAGCUACCCACUGUAUGAAUCCAAGAACUGUGCGUUCAUCGACGAGGGAUUCCGGUGCGCCGAGAACGGAAGGCCCGAUCGACUCUACACGCAGUGGCGGUGGCAGCCCGCCCGUUGCAAUCUCCCCAGAUUCGAUGCCAAGCUGAUGCUGGAGAAGCUACGGAACCGUCGGCUGGUCUUUGCCGGCGACUCCAUUGGGAGAAACCAGUGGGAGUCUCUCCUCUGCAUGCUGUCUUCAGCCGCCUCUGCGAACGACGACUCCGUGUACGAAGUCAACGGGAAGCCCAUCACCAAGCACAAGGGGUUCCUGAUAUUCCGGUUCAGGGACUACAACUGCACCGUGGAGUACUACCGAGCCCCCCACCUGGUGUUGCGAAGCCGGCCACCCCCUGACGCGCCGUCGCCUGUUAAGAGCGUGCUCAGAUUGGACGUCAUGGACCGGAAGUCCGCCGGGUGGAGGGAUGCCGACGUGCUGGUCGUCAACACCGGCCACUGGUGGAGCCAUGAGAAGACCAUCGGAAGUGGAUGCUAUUUCGAGGAAGGGGGGAAGGUGGAGCUGCAGAUGAGCGUGGAAAGCGCUUAUGAGAGAUCGAUGAAGACAUUCUUAGAUUGGAUUGACAAGGAGAUCAACACAAGCAGGACUCAGGUCGUCUUCCGUACUUAUUCCCCUGCACAUUCCAGUAAAGGUGAUGGGGAGAGUGGAGGAAAAUGUCAUUCGGAGACAGUCCCAGAUUUCAGAUUCUCGUAUGCCUUAUCAAAAUCAUGGAGCCAUUUCCUGAACCCAUUCACAGAACAACGCAUGCAGAAUUCAACUCGAUCUGCAUUGAAAGAAAUAGAUGUGUUGAAUGUGACCGAGAUGACAGCCCAGAGAAAAGAUGGGCAUCAGUCACUGUAUCAUGUUGGUCCUCUGAGCGAUGCAAGGCUUCAUAAGGAGGAUUGCAGCCAUUGGUGCUUGCCUGGGGUUCCUGACGCAUGGAACGAACUCCUCUAUGCUCUUUUCCUCAGAAGAGACUUCAAAGCUCGAGUAAGGCCAUGAUGGAUCGUCAGAAGUGGAGUUAUAUCAUUUUAAAUGAUCUACAGCAUGGCCUUCACGAUUCAAGGAUUUGUUUCUGCAUGACACUUCUCAGUCCUUGCAAGGACGAGGUGUUUCUGGUGAUCAUGGAGUUGGCCUUGCUUGAA
Musa acuminata AAA Group (dessert banana) is the source of this 1460-nucleotide messenger RNA. RefSeq names its product protein trichome birefringence-like 11. Bases 52 to 1317 code for a protein of 421 amino acids. The transcript has 4 exons. The record is from RefSeq and is a predicted model, not a curated record. Lineage: Eukaryota; Viridiplantae; Streptophyta; Magnoliopsida; Zingiberales; Musaceae. Gene Ontology annotation, cellular component: Golgi apparatus. Gene Ontology annotation, molecular function: O-acetyltransferase activity.